Messenger RNA from Musa acuminata subsp. malaccensis (wild Malaysian banana), 882 nucleotides. RefSeq names its product two-component response regulator ORR1-like. NCBI's taxonomy places the organism in Eukaryota, Viridiplantae, Streptophyta, Magnoliopsida, Zingiberales, Musaceae. The record is from RefSeq and is a predicted model, not a curated record. Gene Ontology annotation, biological process: cytokinin-activated signaling pathway; phosphorelay signal transduction system.
CUUCCACGCCAUUCAUUCCUUCGUUCUUCUCUCUCUCUCUCUCUCUCUCUCUCUCUGUACGCCCACUUUUAAGAGGCAGGAGCGGGCAUUCGGCUUUCAUCGGCGCGAAUGGAGGAGCAGGUGAAGAAAGCCGGGGAAGAGGUGGACACUAUCGGGGGUGGCGGAGGGGAGGCGGUGAGAGUACUGGUGGUGGAUGACUCCCCUUCGGACAGAAAGAUAGUUGAGAUGUUGCUCAAGAACAGUGGAGGGUUGUUUGAAGUUAUUGCUGUUGAGUCGGGAGAGAAAGCAAUGGAAGUUCUUGGCUUGAAUGGAGUGACAGCCCUGCUUAACGACAAGAAUAUUGAUGUAAUUCUAACUGACUAUUGUAUGCCACAAAUGACUGGCUACGACCUUCUCAAGGCUGUCAAGGAGCACAGCAGCUACCCAUCCAUACCGGUAGUCAUGAUGUCAUCUGAAAAUGAUCCUCAGAGAAUCAGCAGGUGUCAAGGCGAUGGAGCUAUAGAUUUCAUCCUUAAGCCACUGAAAGUAAAAGACGUUCAGAGAUUAAGAAGUUAUUCUUUGGGGAGGACUCCGAUAUCCAAAUCAGGUACCAAGAGGAAGUUGCCAGUAGAUUGGAUAGCUGAAAGCAGCAGCUAUGAGACAUGUCAAUGCUGUGCUGAAGUUGCUGUGUCAUAAUCCCGUUUCCAUGGUAAAAGUUUUGAUACUAAGGUAUUAGUAGUUUGAUGUCGGAAGGCAUGUUUGUAAUUAGUAAACGAUGCUGAUAAGCUGUCUCUCGAUCCUGUUUUCCAUGGCAAAGUUUUGAUACCAUAGAAUUAUUAGCUAAAAUGUCGGAAGGCAUAUUGUAAUUUGAAACUGAUGUUGGUAAGCAGUCCCUUUUGUAUA